This is a messenger RNA of Scylla paramamosain (green mud crab), 3210 nucleotides long. It is a transcript of the gene Pitslre, whose product is annotated as cyclin-dependent kinase 11B-like. Gene Ontology annotation, molecular function: protein serine/threonine kinase activity; ATP binding. Gene Ontology annotation, biological process: protein phosphorylation; regulation of mitotic cell cycle. Gene Ontology annotation, cellular component: nucleus. NCBI's taxonomy places the organism in Eukaryota, Metazoa, Arthropoda, Malacostraca, Decapoda, Portunidae. The record is from RefSeq and is a predicted model, not a curated record.
UACCCAGUAUGGCAAUACUGUCAUGGCGGCAUCAGAAGUUGGGUAUUAGAAAAACAACCUCCAGUCAUCCAAGUUUUUCGGCAUUUUUACACUACCCACGGUGCUGCUGGAGGGUGGAGAGGGUAGAGGAAGGUGAGAGGAGGCAGUGAGGCCAGUGAGAGGAUGGACAGUCACGAGGAAGACGGGGAAAUAAGGGAGGAGGGUCGCCGCCACCACCACCACCACGACCCCGAGCAGGAGGACGACGACUUCAGCAUGUCCUCCUAUGACGGCGACCAGGGGGACAGUCUGGACAUUAAGCCCCCCCAAGCCGUGGUGCAGAGGCGGGAGAAACGAGAGAAGAGGGAGAAGAGGGAGCGCCAUCGCCACAAAGGGGAAAGACAUAAGGAACGACACCGCAGCAGCAGGGAACACCGGGGACAUGAGGAGCGCCGCAGAGAACACAGGAAGCAUCGGAAGGAGGUGGGGCCACGGGAGGGGGACAGGAGGGAGGUGAGGAGGCAUGAAAAGAGACACGACAGAGGAGGGAGACAUGAAAGACAAAUGUUGGAUGCCAGGAGCAAGAUUGAGAAGAGGAAGAUGAUGGAGAGGGAGAUGCAGGAAAGGAGACGCGACAGGGAACACGAGGAAUACUACAUAGACGAACGCGAGAGUUACGAGCAUCUUGACUACAGGCGGGAGCACCAGGGGCGAGGGGCCAGCGGGGGGCAUGGGCGGCAGCAGUGGGGGAUGGCGGGGGACUAUGGGGCAUACACACACCACCGACGGGAGGAGCGCGCCCUGCCUCAGCUGUCACCGCGGGAGAGAGCCGAGAGAGACAGGCGGAUGGAACGACUGCUAGUGGCGGACAAGCAGAAGGAGCUUUCCCAGCGUGAGGCGGAGAGUCGGAGGCAGAGGAGGGAGGAGGAGAGGCGGGAGGAGGAGCGGCGGGAGGAGCAGCUGUCCCGCACAGGGGAGGGGGCGUGGGGGGCGACUUCCUCCCCCACAGCAGCGGCAGGCACAGCAGGGCACCCCACUCACCCCCCCAGCAGACACAGCAGCAGGGGGGUGAAGAAGAGGAAGCACCAUCACCCACCCUAUCAGCACCCAGGAGACGCAGAGGUGACAAUAGUGAGCGACGAGGAGGAAGAAGAGGAGGAGGAGCUGGAUGAGGAGGAGGAGGAGGGAGUGUACGAGGAGGCAGUGGAGGUGAAGGAGGAGGGCAAGAAGAGGAAGAGGAAGAGGAGGGAGGAGGAGAGAGGAGGAGGAGGAGGAGGAGGAAGCAACACCCAUCACUCUGACUCAAGGGACAGUGGGUCAUCAGACAGUGAAACAGACUCAGAGAGGGUUCGCUCCCCCACCCCUCCUCAGAGGACACAGUAUCAUUCAGAGAGCAGCAGCAGCACAGAAACUGAUGUGGAGGAGGAGGAGAAGGAGGAGAACUCAGCCACCGGGAGAGAGAAGGGAUCUGAUGAUCGCAUGUCGAGGUCAGGCAGUGGAACGGGGUCAGCGAGGUCAGGCACGCCUUCUCCUAGCCGGGUACGACGCUACAAUGAUUCUCCCAACAUGGAGGGACGGCGGUCAGACCAGGAGGACGCCACCUACCUGCCGGAGAGCUCACCUGAGUCACCGCUGGAAUUGAAGGAGCAGCUGCCCUCCUACUUUCCCGCCAUCAUGGGCUGCCGCUCUGUUGACGAGUUUGAGUGUCUUAACAGGAUAGAGGAGGGGACCUAUGGUGUGGUGUACCGGGCGCGGGAGAAAGCAACCAAUCAGAUCGUCGCACUGAAGAGACUCAAGAUGGAGAAGGAGAAAGAAGGAUUUCCUAUCACCUCCCUUAGAGAAGUCAACACACUGCUCAAGGGACAGCAUGAAAACAUCGUGACAGUUCGGGAGAUCGUGGUGGGCAGCAACAUGGACAAGAUCUACAUAGUGAUGGACUACGUGGAGCAUGACCUGAAGAGCCUGAUGGAGACGAUGAGGCAGAAGAAGCAGGUGUUUACCAUUGGGGAGAUCAAGACACUCAUGCAGCAGCUCCUGAAGGCCGUACACCACCUGCAUGACAACUGGAUCCUGCACAGAGACCUUAAGACCUCUAACCUCCUCCUCUCGCAUCGUGGUAUCCUUAAGGUGGGUGACUUUGGAUUGGCGCGUGAGUAUGGCUCCCCACUGAAGCACUACACCCCCAUUGUGGUCACCCUGUGGUACCGGGCACCUGAGCUGCUGCUGGGGGCUAAGCAGUACUCCACACACAUUGAUGUUUGGUCGGUGGGCUGCAUCUUUGGUGAGCUGCUGGGAAUGGAGCCUAUGUUUCCGGGAAAGUCCGAGAUCGACCAGCUCAAUAAGAUUUUCAAGGACCUCGGCACUCCCAGCGACAAGAUCUGGCCGGGCUACAACCAGCUGCCCCUCGUGAAGAAGACCCAGUUUGCAGACUACCCGUACAACCACUUGAGGGAGAGGUUCAAGAGCAGGCUGUCUGAUGAAGGAUUUAAUCUUCUCAAUAGGUUCCUGACGUACAACCCACAAAUGAGGAUAACGUGUCAGAAAGCCCUGCGCCACGAUUACUUCCACAAGGAGCCACCCGCCCCGAUCGAUCCAGCCAUGUUCCCCACUUGGCCUGCCAAGUCGGAGAACCCACAUGCCCGCUCCAAGAAGAUGGGGCCCAGUCCGAAGCCUCCCUCUGGUGGCAAAAAUUUCAAAGACCUGGUGGAUGGGGACGACGAGAUGGCUGCAACCGGUUUCUUCCUGGGAGGCGCGGCAAGCAGUGGUCCUGGCUUUGUACUGAAGAUGUGAGCUGUCCUGCCUCUCCACGCCGGCCCCCUGUCACCCCUUGAUGCCUCCUGAAGCCUCUGAGAACCCAGCCACUGUUGGGGAGUUUGGCAGUGUUUGUGGGGCUCUGGUGCUGUUGACUUGGGACUGUCCUGCUGGGAAUCCUGGCAGUGCUUGGAAUGGUUUGGUAUCUUUGGAAUCUUGACAGUGUUUGGAAUUUUGAUGCUGUUUGGAAUUCUGUGACUCUGUUGGAAUCUUGCUGGCACUGUUGGAAUCCUGCUGGCAGUGUUGGAAUCUUGCUGGCAGUGUUGGAAUAGUGUUGGUGUCUUUGGCGGUGUUGGAAUGCAGCUGGCCGCCUUCUUGUCUGUACCUGAAACAACAGACUGCAUUAAUAAAAAGAAUAGUACAGAUUUACAAUGUACAAUAUUUCAUUACUGUGUAAUAUAAAGUUAAUUCUAGUUUUUA